AUGUGUACCAAUCUGGGACUGGAAUGCAUCUACACUCCAUCCAGCACGUCGACCAACGUGAUUGUCCAGAAAGAGCUGGAAGCACCGGCAAGUCUAGCCCAGACAGAAGCCUUAACCAACAUUGCAGACAUUGAAGAUUCGGUGGAUGCGAUGGGCACUGUGGUAUUUGCCGAUGAAGAAGACUGCGGAUUUUUUGGUCCAUCAUCCAACAUCGCCUUUCUACGUCAUUUGUCUCGUGCAGUAUCAUAUAACACCAGUUCCCCAGUGGCGGCUAGUUGCCCUUCUCCUACUGCAAAGAUGUCGUUGGACGGCGGCUUUGUCAAUGCAUCUCGUCCCCCGUCACCAGGAUUGGGUGGUAUUGAUCUCACAUCUCAAAAGCAAAAAGAGACAGACAUCUUCGCACUUCCACCUCCUCACGAAACUUCUCAGCUUGUGCAUAAAUACUUCACCGAUACUGGCCUUCUUUUCCCCUAUAUCUAUCCUCCUUCAUUCCUUGAAACGUACCGAGGUAUGACCGAAAAUAAUCUCAAGGUUCGACGGACGUGGCUUGGCCUGCUCAACAUGAUGCUUGCAAUGGUCAAGAUCACUGCUCCUAGCGUGGAGCCAGCGGAGCAGCGCAUUAACGCGGCCGAUGUGUUCUACAAGCGCGCUGUAAGCUUAUGUGGCAAGGAGAUGUUGCGGGGGACCACUUUGGAAGUGGUGCAAUAUUUGUUGCUCAUGGGCCAAUACAUGCAAGGUACUCAGAAAUCAGUUCAGGCGUGGACUGUUCAUGGGCUGGCUGUAAAAGCCGCCCUUCAACUUGGCCUUCAUUCUAAAGAUGCUUCAAGAGUCUUCUCGCCGCAGGAGCAAGAAAUCCGAAAAAGGACAUGGUAUGGAACUUUGAGCAUGACUCUAGGGCGGCCGGCGGCAAUACCCGAUAGUUUCGUCAGGCUCGAUCUUCCAACGAAUGAUAUCAAUGGCGAUGGUCCUACACCAAUGCCGAUUGUGGACGGGCUAACUUUUCAAAUGAGCGUGGACUUUUUCAACUCCACCAUCCUACUGUAUAAGCAACUCUUCAACAUUGUUGACCUGCUUUAUGGUCAGAACCUUGGAUGUGAUCCACCGCUCACAGUCAGCGAGAGUGUCGGGCACAUCCUUUCGGUCGAACAUCAUUUUGUUGCCUGGGAAAAAGCCCUUCCCCAACAUAUUAAACUUCUAACAGUAAGGAAGAUUCGUGAGGUCAAUGGCAAGAUGCCCGACCCACCCCAAUUUUUCUCUAUGAAGUUCAGUGUCAUUCUCACUCUUCGAUAUCUCCAUCUGCGCAUACUCCUGCAUCGCCCUAUUCUUGUGAAGUUUCUUGAUGCCCGUGGAAAAGGGGGUAUGGAUCCUGGUGAAGAAAGAUUACUACAACAGAUUGGAUCUAACAGCAUGCAAAUUUGCAUGGAAUCUGCUAUGAGCAUUAUCGAUAUCAUUCACGAACUGGUGCACCCAUUGGAGUGGCAAAAGAGCCUCCUCGGUGCAUGGUGGUACUCUCUUUAUUACACAUUCCAUUCGGCCUUGGUCCUUCUUGGAAUUAUUUGGAUUGGCAAAAAUGGCCAGCAUGCCACAACUUCAAUCUCUUACGACCUUGAGAAACUUACUGCCUACCCUAGCCAAGCAGUCUCGAUACUAGACAAACUAGAUUGCGGCAAUCGUAUCGUCGAUCGAUGUAGAUACUAUCUUGAGCAGUUCCACGAUGCACUAAACCGACGAGCAGGGGAAGCGGACAUUGCCCACUCAGGGGACAUUACUGGUCUCGUGGACAGCUCCGGCUCUAACAUGAAGGCUUCACCGCUGGGCCUGGAGUUCGGCGAGUUCAUGAUGGAUGGAGAUCUAUGGGAUUUACUGAACCGACAAGACGUUUUCCCAAGCGUGUGA
Messenger RNA from Penicillium antarcticum, 1896 nucleotides. RefSeq names its product putative C6 transcription factor. Gene Ontology annotation, biological process: DNA-templated transcription; positive regulation of transcription from RNA polymerase II promoter by galactose. Gene Ontology annotation, molecular function: zinc ion binding; DNA-binding transcription factor activity, RNA polymerase II-specific; RNA polymerase II cis-regulatory region sequence-specific DNA binding. Bases 1 to 1896 code for a protein of 631 amino acids. The transcript has 8 exons. The record is from RefSeq and is a predicted model, not a curated record. NCBI's taxonomy places the organism in Eukaryota, Fungi, Ascomycota, Eurotiomycetes, Eurotiales, Aspergillaceae. Gene Ontology annotation, cellular component: nucleus.